Molecule: messenger RNA, 11014 nt
Organism: Xyrichtys novacula (pearly razorfish)
Lineage: Eukaryota; Metazoa; Chordata; Actinopteri; Labriformes; Labridae
Source: the annotation of a GenBank genome assembly
GGGGGGGGGGGUCGACUCAAAUUACCAUAGAAGACCACUUUUUUUUUCAUGCUAUAUUAUCAAGACAGUUAUGUUUACACUCAUCCUGCUGGUUUGAAGGGAUGCACAACAUCUUAAAAUAUAUGCAGAUACACUUGUUAGAGACAAAACUAUGAUUGCCUUGCUGUUGUGAUCCGAAACAUAAAAAAUGGCUCAUCUUACCCCACUCUCCCCAAUAAAGCUAUGAGCUGGAGGUCUCUGCAGUUUCAGGCUACUAUUAUUUAAGUCCAGCAUUGUCUCUGCAGACAGACAGACAGGCAGGACACAUUGAUGAAUUGAAGUCCUCCACACUGACACUCACUCUGCAGCUCGCUCGUCCCUCCCCCUCCGCGGUGUGAGUGGUUUAAAGUUUCUCUCCUCGGCCUCUGAUUGGUCCAUGAAGUUUCUCUUUGGGGGAAUAACUUCAGAGCUCAGCGUUCCCCAGACUCACAUCAGCCCGGGUUACUCCAGAGGCACGCAUAACGAUAGAUAUUCUCUUAUCUUAUAAAACAGGGUAAGAGGAUAGUGAGAUAUGGAGCUUAUCAGAGACAGACUAGGAUUUGUUUUAUAGAGUUUUACUCAAUUUAGAAACACCGCAGCUUUGGAAUAUAUUUUUAGGACUUUUUAAUUUUUUUUUUACAUUUCCAUCAUCUACUCUCGAAGAUGUCUGCUUUCGGAGUUUGGAUUACCGCGACGUGGAUUUUACUUUUUGCCAUUUUUGAUGUGGCUUUCUCAAACUAUUCCGAGGACCAGUGCAGCUGGAGGGGAAGGCAAGUGUUGCAUGUUUUAUCAGCGUUUUUUCUGCAUGUGGUUGAAUGAAAAGAUGGCUGAAAAACGCCACUCAGAGAAGCUUCAGGUGUCUUAUUUUUGGGGCGAGUGACCGCUGGUGGAAAACGUGAUGUGUGCUUGAAUGCAACAUGUAGAGACGUGCACUGAGAGCGCAAUAUAAAUGUUUGUAAAGCUCCGCUGCGAUUGCGCCUCCGGGCUGCUGUCUGCAGGAGGUGUGGGGGGUCCAGACAGACGGGAGACUGCAGGAUUAUCUCUGGCAGAUUGAGAAAUUACGAGCUGUGCAUUCGCCUCUUGAAGGACCAGUUAUUAAUUGAUACAAUGCAAAAAAUACAAGCAGUGGAUUUUUUAAUUUUUGUAGCCUUUAAGUCCAGCCCGAAUGAUGAUAUGACUGACUAAUUGGCCCCUACUUGCAGAGAGCUGCCAGUAGGCGGCGCAUUCUCUAACUUAAACUUAGAUGUCACUUAAACUGCAUUUUUAAUAUCUUGUUUUUUUUUUUCAGCUAAAAUCUAAUGGUUACUUCGUUUAAUUAAUUAUAAGUAGGUCUCACGUUUCCAUAACAAAGUGCAGUUAUUCAGGAGGAAAUACACUGAUGUAAUAAGCCCCCCAAACCCCUCUCUUCAGAGCAUUAAAAAACAGCAAAACAUUACUCAAAUGUAACCUUUAUUCUGCUUUUUUCUCUUACAGUGGUCUGUCCCAGCAGCAGGGAAGCGUGGAGCAGAUUUCCCUCCACUGCUCUGAGGGCACCCUGGACUGGCUGUAUCCCAAAGGAGCCCUGCGCCUCACCCUCUCCCCCCGCCUGCCUUCAGUGGCAGUGGGCCCUGGCGGGAGCAGCUCAGGCCUGAUCACUGCCUGUGUCAAACCUUCAGAGCAGUUCCAUGGAGCCCAGCUGUACCUGGAGAGAGACGGGGUCCUGGAGCUCCUGGUGGGAGACCGCCUUGAGUCCUCACCGCCCCCGAGGGUCCGCUGCUUCAGCCGCCUACCUGGGGAGAAGGUGGCUCUGUUCCUGCAGGCUACACCACAUCAGGACAUCAGCAGGAGAAUCGCUUCCUUCAGAUAUGAGCUGAGAGGCGACUGGACUGCACGGCUGUCUCUGGACUCAAACCGCAUCAGCAAUGAAGGUGAGUCAGCCAUAUUGGAUGUAGUGAGUUCAGACAUGAGGAGGAAAGUUUUAGGAGACUGUGAUGGAGAAAUUUAGUCAGCAUUUUUCUUUUCCAGGUCCAGCACUGAUAUCUAAACCAAGGUCUCAGCUGAUCUGGCAUUUCCCUCCUUCAUUAGAAGUUAAAAAAUGUAUAUUUUUAUUUAGAAAAAAAAAAUCAGGUUUAUAACAUUUUGGAUUUGACCUUUUCUGAUCCUGACAUCAGUAUUGGUACCUGUAUCGAUAUCAGUAUCUGUAUCGUAGAAACAGUCAAUUCUUUCAUUGUAGUUUUCUUGGUCUCAAAACUAGUUAAAGAUAAAUAAGUUUACCAAGCAGUGAUGAUUACACAACUCAGAAUCCUCAAUGCACAUGAUUCAUGAAGCAGAUACUGAUGCUAGUAUUGGUACCAGUAUCAAUACCAUGAUUGGAGCUAUUAGGUCCUUCUUUAGUUUUUAGUCCUUUAACGUUCUUGAUUUAAAGUUUCAAUGCAAAGUCGUAAGUCAGCACUGGGGAUAUAAAAUCCUCCAUGCACAUGAUUCAUAAUUUAUACCAGGCCUUUGUGGGCUGCCUGGACUUUCCACAGCCCACGCAGGCUGCACAGAGGAGGAAGUGGCCAAACUUUCUCCACAUAGGAGUUCUGGUUUGGAGUAGAAGAAGGGGAGCUGUGGAGUGGGCAAGAGAAGGGAGGGGGACAAAAGCACAGUAUGUGGGGCUUUUUCCAGAGUCCAGAGCCCCUUUGAAUGGCUGCUGCAUGAGUAUUCUGGGAUUACUGCCGUCUCCUAGGCAACAGGGAGGCCUCUGCCCAGCUGAGAUGCUCGACUCUUUUGUUGGGCUGCCUCUCUGUGGGGAGAUGUGUCUGUAGGAGUAGAACCCCCACUCCUAAAAAGCUCGCUCUCCCACACACACUGAUUAGGUUUGGAUGGGGGGUUUGCUGUGGACUAGAGAGGAAGGAAUCUCAUUUAUCAAGAGGUUUUCACUAAGGAGGAGAAUGUGUAGGGUGGGCAAGGGGGCCCCCAAAGAACCACAAGGAGAAGUUUAAAAAAUGCCAGGACUUUUUUUCCCUCUUUACCCACAUCACAGCUCAGGCAGAGCAGACUGAAAGAGCUCUUUUUUAUUGAUUUAUUUAUUAUUUUUUGGUGGCUAUCUGCAAAUCCAGUUAGGACUCUUAGUAAGGUGCACUAUACUAAGAGUUUUUUUUUUUUGGUUUGGAGAAAAGCUACUGUAUGUUUGGGAAAGUAAGACUGUGCUCCUUGAGAAAAGACACCUUGAAGUCCUCCCCCACUCACUCUCCUCAGCCCCUGUCUAGCAGGCUUUGAUGAGGUGUGACUGUAGACACCCUGGGCGGCUUUAGGAGGGGAAGUUUCAUUUGGCCUUUAAAUUGUCUGGGGUGGAGGAGCCUCACACCUUAAAACUCCACUGGUCCUCCUCAGCCAACUGUUAAAGUAGCAGCUGUCUGUCAGAGAGCAGAGGCUGGUCUCUCUUUUGUUGCUCAAAGUUUGAGGCACAGAUUUACAUCUCACAUUCCUGUGCAUGGGGUCUAAAAAAAUGCUCUUUGAUUUCCUCUGAAUGAGUUUUUGGGAAGAGGUGUUAUCUAGCAGUUUAGAGAUCAUCAACUGACUCUUCCUCUCUCUUCUUUACAGAUGCCUGCAGACCCUGCAACAACACUGAGAUUCUGAUGGCUGUUUGCACCAGUGACUUUGGUAAGUUACAGAAAAAAAAUGCUGAAAUAACUAGAAAUAAAUCUUAAUGUCACUCAGAACUAUCAUUCCCACAAACUAACCAGGAUUCACAAAUAAAACAAGACCACCAAAUGAGGAUAAGUCCUCUGACAGCAAAUCCAAACCCACAGAGUAAUUUCUUGUUAGGCUCUACAAAUCACUUGUGUCAAAUUGGUUUAAAGUCACAGCAUCCCAGUGCCUCCAAAUCCUCUCCUCUCAAAAGUGCAAAGGUCAAAGGUGAAACAGCAGCUCCCCUGCAACCUCAACACACAGGGGCCUCUAAUAGAGGCACUGUAGUGGACUAAUCCUAACACCGCCCACCUAGAGAAGGAGCUGCACACUAAUCUGAGGGCCUCUGAUUAAGCUGUAGUAGCUGGCAACAAAAGUCAGAGGGCUUAAAAAGUCCUAAUGUAAAAUGCAAGACAGCAAAAAUGGCACUGGAGAGUUUAAAUUAGAAACACAUAAAUCAGAUCUGGAUAUUAAUUACUUGCUGUAAAAGCCUGAAACUAACCAGAACACCCUGUUUUUCUGCAGUUGUUCGAGGUAACAUCCGAUCAGUGGUGGAAGACGAGAAUCUCCGAGCUGCAGUAAUCAAAGUCAGCGCCACCCGAGUGUUUCGUCAAAAGUACGCCUUGUUCGCCGGUAACAGUCGCCUGAGCAGCCGGGGAGAGGUCAGGACUUUGCUCCAAUGUGGAGUCAAACCCGGGCCUGGUAGUUUUCUCUUCACCGGUCGGGUUCACUUUGGAGAGGCUUGGUUGGGCUGCGCUCCACGAUAUAAGGACUUUCAGAAAGCUUAUAUGAUUGCCAAAGCAGCCCAGCAGAUCCCCUGUGAACUACCAGUAGACUGAGUCAUACACUCUGCAGCAACUUGUCUACCACUCAGAGUCAUGGCCAGACCGAAAUUUAGGCCCAAGACAGCCCUGUGUCAUGUUAUGGAAGAAGCCAGCGCCCAUCUUUUGGGUGAUGUAGCCUUGUGACACCAAUGGCAGUCAUCUUCCCCAAGGACCACGGAGAGAAAUGGACUUUUCCAAACACCAUUUCAGUGCAAUAUGCAGGCGCUGAGUCAGAAGAAGUAGGUGGAGACAUGAAGUGAUGACUUUACCCAUUAGGCACUGAACAGUCUCUACACAGUGAUGCCAUUUUGCAGGUUCAGAGCUCUUCAUUUGGAGUAUAUUAAGUGGAGCCGUUAGUUCAGGUCUGAUAGAAGCUCAGGAAAAUGUUUGGGAUGUUUAAUAGAAAUAUCACUGCCUGUUGGUUUGCAUCCAAUGAAAGAUACACUUCUGUUCAGAAAUGUCAGCUCAUGGGAAAGUCAUGUGUUGCUGUAAACCUCCCGACCUGGGGUCAUCUGCAGUGUUACUUUUGUAAAGGAGAAUUAAACAAUAGUCCCUUUAAAAAACAAAAUGGUAAAAAGAAAAUAUAUUUGCACUGAUGAUGGAAAGGGAACAAACUGUAGAGUGUGAUGCUGCAAGCACUGAAAACCAAAUGAAAAGCAACUAUAUGUAGCAUAGCAGAGGGUUUGAGAAUUUAAUAUAUGUACAGAUGAUGUGAGCACGUACAGUAGUGACACCAAGUUAAGGUGACCUGAGAAGCAAACAGCUCAAACCGGUGCUGAGAGCACUUUUACAUUUUAGCCAACUCUGAGAUUUUUACCCUCUAAAGGAGACGCUCACACAAAAGAAAACUAAUUCAGUUAUUAUCAACAUAUUAUGUUUCAUCUUUGUAGCAAUGCAAUAUUUCUACAAUCCUUUUCUAAUUGGACUGUGGUUGAAUUAAAUGAGAAAUAUUUAAAACAUAUAUUUGAAUGGACUUGUAGCAAUGUUGCCAAAGUGUUGUUUUUGUCAAGUCGUUCACUGCUCUUUGCUGAUGUGUUCAUAAAAAAACAAGAAUCUGUUAUCUAAUGUUCAAUUUGCAAUUUUCAUACAAGCUAUGACAAAGCUGUUCAUAAAGGUGAACUCUGCUGUUAUUGUUAAACAUCAAAACACCAACUGUUGGUGGGGAACAAAUCGCCUCAUUGGACAAGGCUAGUUCAAAUGAAACAAAAUAUGCAUCAAAUAUAUAAAAUUCUGUUUUGUAAAAUUCCUUCAUAUCUGAUGUGCACUAUUUCAACAAGUGGAAGGGUUUAUACCAAAAUGCCAUGAUGUGCGGAAGUUGUAUACAAUGCUUACACUGUCAUUUUUAUGUUAAUUGAUGUCUAUAUUAAUGUAAAUAUGUUAAUAAGAAAUUCUAGCAAGGAAAAGCCUGUAAGAAAAGAACAUGGUGUCUGUUUUGUGGAUUAUUUUUGUUUGUCUGUGUUAUUAAAAUCUACUUUAAGAAAAAAACAUUUCAAAGCCUUCUCCUGUAUUCUCUCUGAACUUUUUUUUCUUUUUCUAAUUUCAUGCUCCACAAACACAAUCCCAGCUGGAUUGUUCAUUUAUCAGCUCUCCUGCCCUCUCACGUAACACAUCAAUACAGUUCAACCUAAACUUCAGCGUUUGAGGUCCAAAGGUUUCUUACAUGGUAAACUUUUCUCAGACAUAAGUCUCUUCAAGUGCCCAUGAAUCACGUCCCUGAAAGAUCUGAACAAACACCGUGCCUGAGAGAGCGAGAGGCCUAAAAGGAGGGGAGAUUUAGGGAGCCUUAGUGCCUUCGGAUGGGGAAGGAGGUAGAAAACAGCGGUUGGAAUUCUGUUGUCCUCGGCCUCCCAUUUUUAAGGAUUCAGGAAGCAAUAAAUCGCCAUUAAGGGAGCGGCGUGGCAGACCCGGCUGAAGUGAGGUGCCACACAGUCGCUCGCUUCAUCCUAGAUGCAUGAACAUGAGGACAAUCGAACUAAAUCUCCUCUCAGCUCUUCUUGAGACGCAAACCUUUACCCAAAGCAAAAGUUUGAGUCAUAUUUUGGUUUUUUUUCUUACAGACAUCCCCACAUAUUACAUCUAUCAUUGUUUGUAGCUCACCAUGGAUCAGUCUCUGCUCUAAAAGGUGAGAAGCGACACAAGAUUUUACAAAAGAGGAUACAAUGAGACAGAACUUCAUUAGCACUGGAGAAAAUUUUGGAGCAAUGGGGCUAACUAAGUAGUGGCAACUAUCUGACAGCAUAAAGGACAAGGCAUGAAGACAAUGAUGACUGAUGCCACUGAAAAAGAGCUGCAUAUAGCAACAGAUAAAUAAGAUAACUAUCAGUAUUAUAUGUAGUAACAAUAUCCCAUUGAUAGAACCAACCACAAUCACUAUUUUUAGCCUGUGACCAUUUUUGUUGAGCUCAAUAUGAGGUUAAGAUGUUGCGUAUGUUGUACGGCUGUUGGUCCAUGUCCAUCAUACUCAACUUACCACCAAAUGUGAAGUGUCUACUCCUGGUGCAAACCUAGCUAUUAUGUCAGCAAGGUGUCAUGAUAUGUUCUGGUUUUUGGUGUUUCCCUGGUUUUGUGUUUCCCUUGAGUGUAUUUACUUGGUGAUUUGUCCCUCGUGUUUAGUUUCCCCUUGUUCCUGUUCUCCUGUAGUCUUGUCUUGUGAGUUUUCAGUUUGUGUCUGACUCUGGUUCCCUCAUGUUCUCAGUGUUUUAAUUCCUUGUAUCAGUUUUCACUGUUUCCUGCUUUAUUUUGUAAUAGUUUAUUCCCUGUGUUUCUAGUCUUGUUUUACCUCCUCAGUUUUCCCUCCACUGUGAUUGUCUGCACCUGUGUCUCAGUGUCUCACCUGCCUCUCGUUGCUCGUUUCCGUGUGUAUAUAUAGUCCUUGUCUCCCCCUGUUUCUUUGUUGGGUCACUGUGUGAAUGUGUCUGUAUGCCGGGGUGUGAUUUUUUUCCUCCCUAUGUCUUUUCUUUGGAUUUUGGAUUUUUGGUUCUCUUGGAUUUUUUUGCCUUUGGGAAUUUUUCUGUUGGACAUGAAAGUAAGUUUUUGUUGCUUUUUAUGUAGAUUAUUUUGAAUAAAUCACUUUUGGUGCUGCAAUUGGGUUCUUUUUCUGUUUUUCCACUUCACCUGUGACACAAGGGGUUUAUGAUCUAUUUCACAAUAUAAUGCUAAACAGAAGUUUAACAAGCCUUAGUGGACAAGUCUCAGCCAAUUGGUCUCUGGCGCUCAGCUUCAAAGCCUUUUGACAGCAGCUAUUAUGUAGAGAGCGACCCAAGCUAACUUGUGCUAACAGCUAAAAUGUGUUGGCUAAUCACUUGGGUCAGCCCUGCUGCUAAUUAUACAGGACUAGUUAGUUUUAAAUCAUCAAAACAAAUGACUUGUAACCCCCUUUUCAUUUGUGGCCACAGCCAUGUUUUAUUAUCUGUCAAACAAAAAAUGCUCAAUAGUAAAUUUAAGAUACCCUGAGUGGGGCUUAGCAUCAUAACUGCAUUUUAUCCAGCCACCGUCAGUUGAAUAUUAUAGGGAAACAGUUGCUAUACGAAUAAAGUGGGUUACUGAACCCUAUCUGAUGAAUUCCCCACCUGUUUUUCUUCCUCACAAAAUUCUCUCACACACACCUCAGUAAAAUCUCAGAUUUACAGCAUGCAGUAAAUCGGUUUGAAAAAGAGCAGCUGGGGAAUUAACAUGGUGUUUAGGGUAAGAUGGAGGGGGAAAAAAAUCACAAAAGCUCAACAUGCCUUCCCUGUGCUGCAAACCAUCUCCCAUAGAAACCCUGAGCGUGCUUUGCCACUGCAUCAGUAGUUCAUGGGAGCCAACCCCCAGCCUCCCCAGCUAUUUACUGUCUCAGUGCUCCUUUAAAACAUCACAUAGCUGGGGGCCUGAAGCGGCACGGUGCUGCACACACACAAACAAACUCAUUCACACACACUCACUCUUUGCCCCCUCCCUUCUCAAGUCCAUCUGAGGUUACUGCUGCAACGCUGAUAAGCCAAAACAAAGAGCACUCAAAUUAUACUCCCCCCCCCCAGUUCAUACAUCAUGUGACAUUUUGUGACAAAGCUCAACUUCCUGCAUUGUUGUCCCUUCAAUGUGACCCCUGCCUGAACCCUAAAAUUGCAGCAUUAACGUCAGGGUAGCCACAAUGACACAGUGGCACAGUUUAGUGUUGAACCCACUUAAUAAAUAAUGAUGAAAGAAGAAUUUACAUCCUUGAAAGUUUAGUUUUACCAGCAGUAAUGCAUCACAUUCAGUGAGAAAAGUCUUACACUUGUUGUCUUGUUUUCAAGUAAGAAAAUAAACAUAUAGCAAGUCAACUUUAAAAGUGUGGUCACUUUUAAACCCUGACUGCAGCAUUGUGAAAACGAAUUUCCUGGCUGGUUAUUGCUCUUUUCUUCUUUCUGUUAUUAGUUUAUUUAACUGAGAACUUGGCAGAUUUAGAUCACAGCAAUGAUUUACAUGUUUGUUAUUGGAAAAACUUUAAGCAUGCAUAUUGUUAUUCUGGUUAGUGACUAAUGAUCUGUUGCCUGUAUAGCUGUCAUACAAAGUGGGGUCAAAGUACAGUUUUGGUCUCUGAGGUGUAUUGUGGCACAAUGUUGCAUAAAGUGUCAUAUCAGUGUUGAGGAACUGAAAUGAAGAUAAAUGAAGUUAUACUCCACUCAAACAGAUCAAACUAAAAAUAAAAAGUGUUUUAGCUACUUGGUCUUUUAACCUCAGAGGUACAGUACAUUUUACAAUCUCUAGAAAUACUCUUAAAUUAAGAAUGCGCACAACUCUAUAACACUGAGUAACUGUUGCAAAGAGCUGCAGAGACACAAUGAAACCCUCCUCCCCCCAUCUAUCCAACUCCUCUCUUUCCCCUGUCCUGUUAUGUGUUAGAAGUGAGGUAUGGACACAACAAAGCGGAAGCACUCAGGAAAGGAGAUCCAAGAGAGCUGCUAGGUGUGGACUUCCGUCAGCGCCUGAGGGGGUUUGAGGAAAUGGCCGGAGACAAAACUCCAGAGGUGAUGGCACAGAAAAAGGUGAAGUGCUCCUGGGUAGUCCCUUGUAGCUGUUCACAACAAAACCGCACCCAGAACACAGGUCUGCUUCUUCUUCCUCCCGGACUAAGCAGUUCUGCACAACCUCUGAUACUGGGUUUAAUCAGAUGUUCAACUUACAACAACAGACUGGUAUUUUUUAUUAUAGUGUAACACAAAAUUCCUUUGGAUAUGCACAUUUAAUAAUUCAUUGAAUAGUUUGCAGUUGGAUUUAGGGUCUACAGAACUGCAAAAGCUUACAUUUUUCCCUUAGCUGCAGGACUUUAGGGAAUCAACUGCACAAACUGUAAACUGUGCACCUUUUGUUCUUCUUAUGUGUUUUCGAGUCUUCCUCACGCUGAAAUGUGCCUCACUCCUUUGCAGGUCGUUGUAUCACUGCAGAAACAUCAGUUUAUUUCCGUUUAAUGUCUGAAACAAAUCUUUUUUUAAUCCCCUGAAAGAGUUAAAGAUUUUUCUCUAUUCUUUUCACCAGUGUUUUAUAGCCUGAUCGGUCUCGGACGUAACUGAGCUUUUCACCCCCUCCUUCACCUGGAUCUCUCUCAACAGUCCUUUCAUGGAUGAAUCGUCCAAUCUUUCCCACAGUUUGGUCCACAGCUGCUGGCUGCUGCGCUGUUGUGGAUCCAAAACAGUGGUUGCGAAGCUCUGACACACUUGAUGCAAAUCUCAAAUCUCUCUCCUUGUACCAAAGGCACUUGGGCUUUCUAAAUGCAUGAAUGUCUGCUCCUUUCCUUUUCCAACAAAUCACUCUUGUUCCAUAAAAGCAGGUGAGAAAGAGAUCUGUGUUAAAUGUGUACUUUGGCUACUUUCCAGCUGUCUUUCAAACACUUUCAGGAGAGACACAACAAUCCAUCCAACUCAGCACCAACGGCCACAAAAGAAGACAAAUGUUGGGAACUUCCUCUCAGCCUCUGCAGAACCUACAAGAUUAGUGUGAAAUGACUGAUCAACAGCUGUUGCUUUAUUGUCCACAUAAACAGAUAGUUUUGCAAUGAUGCUGACCCAAACCACAGCAACCAAAUAUCAAAUCGAUUGGUCAGUCCAUCUCCCUGUGUCACAGCGGCUGUGCAUCCUGCUGCCUCUCCAUCAGCUCAACACCAGCUGAGGUCUGAAGUCGACCACCACACUCCCCAGAUUCCCAAGUGACAAUUUUCCCACAACACCCUCACACAGCUGGUGGAGACUAUUCCCAAAUGGAAACUAUGAAUUUUCCCGUCUGAGGACAUGCUAACUUGCUAAGUCUUACCAACAGGCCAAGGGGAUCCAAGCUUUAACCAAACAAUGAGCAGUCUGCUCUGUUGUGUUAGCAGGAUUCUUUUAGCAGUUUAUGUACAGUGGCAAGUGUACAGCAAAGGUCCGGAAAUGUCUGCUGGGAGACACAGACUUGGUGCAUAAAAAAAGCAUGCAAAAGGUCAAAACAAAUACAACAGAACAAGGGGGAAAUGCUGCAAAAACACCAAACCAUAUAUGUGUUUCAAGUAUUUGCAUCAUAUUUGUAGC